Molecule: messenger RNA, 2142 nt
Organism: Saitoella complicata NRRL Y-17804
Lineage: Eukaryota; Fungi; Ascomycota; Saitoellomycetes; Saitoellales; Saitoellaceae
Product: SPX-domain-containing protein
Exons: 3
Coding region: 1-2142 (713 amino acids)
Biological process (GO): vacuolar transport; polyphosphate metabolic process; vacuole fusion, non-autophagic
Cellular component (GO): vacuolar transporter chaperone complex; fungal-type vacuole membrane
Source: RefSeq, a predicted model, not a curated record
AUGAAGUUUGGUCAACAGCUCAAGCUCACCCUCAACAAGGAAUACCGCUUCCAAUACGUCGAGUACGACUCCCUCAAAUUCUUCAUCAAAGAACGUCUCGGAAACAACAACAACCAAUGGACCGAUGACGACGAAGCCGCAUUCGUGCACGAGCUCGAGGGGGAACUCGACAAAGUCUACACGUUUCAACAGGUAAAAGCCAAGGAGAUUGAGAGACGGAUAAGGAUGACUGAGGCGGAUGUCGAUAAGGCCGUUGCGGCGGCGCAGAGUGAGGGAGGUGUGGGCGAAGAUGAGUUCAUUGAGCUCGAGCAGGAGUUGAGUGAUAUCAUCGCCGACGUCCACGAUUUGGCGAAUUUCUCGACGCUGAAUUACACCGCUUUCCAAAAAAUCAUCAAGAAGCACGAUAAACAAACACACUUCCGUCUCAAACCCAUUUUCGCCGCUCGGUUGAACGCAAAGCCCUUUUUCAAGGAAAACUAUGAUGCGCAAAUUGUGCAUUUGUCAAAGUUGUACGACGUUGUCCGUACGCGGGGGAAUCCCGUCAAGGGCGACGCGUCCGCAGGAGGGAGUCAGCAGAAUUUCGUGAGGCAGACGACGAAGUAUUGGGUUCACCCACAAAACGUGACGGAGCUCAAACUCAUUAUCCUCAAACAUCUCCCCGUUCUGGUCUUUAACCCAAACAAAGAGUUUUCGAAGGCGGACAGUGCGAUUAGUUCUAUCUAUUAUGAUAAUGAGGAUCUCGAGCUCUACACUGGACGAUUGGAGAAGAGUGAGGGAGCGGAGGCGAUUCGGAUGAGGUGGUAUGGUGGGAUGGACGCUAACACGAUCUUUGUGGAGAGGAAGACGCAUCGCGAGGAUUGGACGGGGGAGAAAUCGGUCAAGGCGCGGUUUGCGAUCAAGGAAAAAAAUUUGAAUGCGUAUUUGAAGGGGGAGUACCCCGUUGAGAAGGUGUUCGAGAAGAUGAGGGCACAGGGGAAGGAUGAGAAGGAAAUUCGACAGUUGGAGCAAUUGGCGCGUGAGGUACAGUAUUCUGUUAUCACGAAGAAAUACCGCCCCGUCGUCCGCUCCUUCUACAACCGCACAGCCUUCCAACUCCCCGGCGAUGCCCGAGUUCGUAUUUCUUUGGAUACCGAGUUGGCUAUGACCCGCGAAGACAACUUCGACGGCCAGGACCGCACAUCCGGUAACUGGCGCCGCACGGACAUCGGCAUCGACUGGCCCUUCUCCCAACUCCCCGACACAGAAGUCGAACGCUUCCCCUACGCCGUCCUCGAAGUCAAACUCCAAACCCAACUCGGCCAGGAACCCCCCGAAUGGAUCCGACAACUCGUCGCUUCCCAUCUCGUCGAACCCGUCCCCAAGUUCUCCAAGUUCAUCCACGGGACGGCGAUGUUGUUGUAUGACCAUGUUGAGCUUUUACCGUUUUGGUAUUGUCAAAUGGAUGUGGAUAUCCGCAAGCCGGUUAGUCAUCGGUUUGGAAUUGAGAGGCCGGCGGGGGCGGGUGGGGGGAGUGAGGCGAAUACUACGACAGAGACAACGGAUGAUGGGCAUGAUGGUAACCUCAUGGAUGAGGAGGAGAGGGUCGAGCGUGGUCUGCCUGAAGGCCGGUAUCCUGCGCCUGGGGAGGAGGAGACGGAGCAUACUCCCCUCCUUGAACGCCCGCGGGAAAGACGGCAUCGAGCCGGAGAGGGGUUGAGACAGUGGUUGGUCACGGUCAAGACUUAUGUCAAGGAACACAUCCUCCGCAAAGAACCCGAACAGGAUCCUCGGACGGCCGUUACGUACGCCCGCACCUUCCGCGCCCCCCGCGGCAAAAAAAUCGCAGUCCCAGUGCGUGUCGAGCCCAAGGUCCAAUUCGCACUCGAACGCACCUUCCUCUCCUGGAUGGAAUUCUCCAUCCUCCUCGGUGCCAUCGCCGCAGGCCUCCUCAACUUCGGUGACAGUGCGGGUGUCACGGCAGCGAUUGGAUUCACUGCCGUCUCUGCGCUCGCGAUCGUCUAUUCAGCGGUGAUGUUUUUGUGGAGGGCGGGGGCGGUGAGGAGGAGGAAGGCGGUUGAUUAUGAUGAUUGGAUUGGUCCGGGGGGGUUGUGUUUUGUGUUGGCUUUGGCUGUUGGGGUUAAUUUCUGGUUAAGGUUGGAGUAG